ACACACCACCACCACCCACACAAAUUAGAGGAUUGGUGCCUUGCUCCCUCCCCCUUCUUGUCGUUGCUCCACCCUCUCUUCUUUUAUUAUUGGGUUCUUUUUUUCUCUCUCUCCCCUUGGAUUUGCGCUUGUGCUCGUCUGGCCGCAUACUAGUAUCCGCACCAGAGAGGAGACACCUCCGACUCCGACCUGCUCUUGCAUAUAGAUUGGGCAGAGAGUGAGAGAGCGCGCGCGCGCUCAAGGGGUGCCAAAAGGAGAUUUUUUUUUUAAUCCAGCUUCUUAGCCUCACUGUCUUUGAUCCCGGAGAGCAGCCGCCAGCCCAACUAAUCCUUGCUGCUGGCGCGCCGGGGCUCCGAUUGCGCUCCAGAUCUGAGGCACCUGCUCGGUGGAUUCCAGGAAUCCGAGCACCAACUCGACAGGGGAGUUCUCAGGGUAAAGGACGACGCUUGAUGCACACGGGACAACGAGUUGGCCGCAAGUUUUGUUUGCACACGCACACGACCCACCAGUUCACGCGUUUUUUUUUUUUUGCUUCUUAACUCGCUUUGAUUGCAUCUGUUGUUUCGGAAGGAAGAGGCUGAGAGCGCGUUGGAGAUUUGGACUAUAAGAGCGAGCGAGCGAGCUGGGUGCCUUGCUGCCUUGAGGACGCCGUCAAGAAACCGCGUGGAGGGGAGGGCGAUGAGAUGAGGGAUGCUGGCCGCGGUGAUGGACUACUUCAGCACCUGCUGGGGCCCGCGGUCUCGUGCGGGGCACCGGGGCAAGGGCUCCGACGCCGCCGGCCGGCAGGACGGCCUCCUCUGGUACAAGGACGCCGGGCAGCUCGUCACCGGGGGGUUCUCCAUGGCCGUGGUGCAGGCCAACCAGCUGCUUGAGGACCAGAGCCAGGUGGAGUCCGGAUCGCUCUCCCUGGCUGACUACGGCCCGCAGGGCACCUUCGUCGGCGUCUAUGAUGGCCAUGGCGGCCCGGAGACGUCCCGGUUCAUCAAUGACCACCUCUUCAACCAUCUCAGGAGAUUUGCAACUGAGCACAAGUCCAUGUCAGCAGACGUGAUCCGGAAAGCUUUCCAAGAAACUGAGGAGGGCUUUCUUUCUCUAGUCAUCAAGGAAUGGUCUUUCAAGCCUCAGAUUGCAUCAGUUGGCUCCUGUUGCCUUGUUGGUGUAAUCUGUGCUGGGACUCUCUAUGUUGCAAACCUGGGCGACUCGCGUGCAGUUCUUGGAAGGCUUGUGAAAGCAACUGGAGAGGUUCUGGCCACUCAGUUGUCAGCGGAGCACAAUGCAUGCUAUGAAGAAGUUAGACAAGAGCUGCAGUCAUCACAUCCUGAUGAUCCACGUAUUGUGGUUCUCAAACAUAACGUUUGGCGAGUGAAGGGUCUCAUCCAGAUCUCAAGAUCUAUCGGAGAUGUAUAUCUAAAGAAACCGGAGUAUAACAGAGAACCUCUUCACAGCAAGUUUCGGCUUCGAGAAACCUUCCAGAAGCCGAUUCUUAGUUCUGAACCUCAAAUUACUGAACACCGAAUACAGCCAAACGAUCAGUUUGUUAUAUUUGCUUCCGAUGGUCUAUGGGAGCACCUCAGCAAUCAGGAAGCUGUUGACCUUGUCCAAAGUAGUCCCCGUAAUGGAAUCGCUCGGAGACUAGUGAAAGCCGCGAUGCAAGAAGCUGCCAAGAAGAGGGAGAUGAGAUACUCAGACCUCAAGAAGAUCGACCGUGGCGUGAGGAGGCAUUUCCACGACGAUAUAACCGUCGUCGUGGUGUUCCUCGACUCGGAUGCCAUGAGCAAAGCUAGCUGGAGCAAGAGCCCCUCGGUUUCUCUCCGAGGGGGCGGCGUCACCCUUCCCGCCAAGUCCCUCGCACCCUUCUCGGCUCCGGCACAGUUGAACGGCACCCACUGAAGCUGCUACUGCUCUUGAAAAGAAGGGCACAGUGCAGAUCUGCUAGAGAUGAUGAGAGAAGCAGCAAUCAAGUGUAGCUGUUGCUCGUACACCUGCUGUGCUGUUGCUGUUUGCAAAGCUGCCGUCUUGACUCCGCCUGGUAAUUAGUGUACUGAUAGCGAGGUAUAGAAAUUAGGUUAUUUGUUAGCGACGCAAAUCCUUUCUUUUUUUUUCUUCUCCCUCUGUUCUUAUCUCUUUUCUCUUCAUCAUGGAGGAAACAGGUGGCUGUAAAUUUGUCCAGAACAUGUUUUCCCUAAUAGCCCAUCAUAUCCCGCUCUUUUUCUUGUUGAUAUGACCAAGGCUGGCAGCAUCGCUGCUCAAGAUAAUGUUUGGGGCGCAUGAUUUGACCA
Messenger RNA from Zea mays, 2279 nucleotides. RefSeq lists its product as uncharacterized. Gene Ontology annotation, molecular function: protein serine/threonine phosphatase activity; cation binding. The record is from RefSeq and is a predicted model, not a curated record. The transcript has 5 exons. Gene Ontology annotation, biological process: protein dephosphorylation. NCBI's taxonomy places the organism in Eukaryota, Viridiplantae, Streptophyta, Magnoliopsida, Poales, Poaceae. The coding region runs from base 691 to 1890 and encodes 399 amino acids.